AAGUCAAUUAUGAAAAUCAAGUUAAAAAUAGCAGUGAUGAAUUCUUACUUAAUGGGGAUUUAGUUGAUGAUUUUUUAGUAGGAACACAAGAUGUUCAUCUAGCUGAUGAUCAAAGUGCGAAAUGGAAAUUGUCAUUUCUUUUUAGUGAUAAUUUAGAAUCACCAACAUAUAUCAAUAUUAUGUAA
Molecule: messenger RNA, 185 nt
Organism: Scutellospora calospora
Lineage: Eukaryota; Fungi; Glomeromycota; Glomeromycetes; Diversisporales; Gigasporaceae
Source: the annotation of a GenBank genome assembly